AUGGGGGUUCAUAUUUCAUCCUCUACAGUUGGUAGCAAGAACCGUGAGGUUCAACAGACACAUAGGGAUACACAAGAGUUUGUGGGUGCUCCUAGGACAAGCAAUAGACAACAAAGACAACCUACUAGAUUUAAUGAAUAUAUGGCUUUAAUCAAUGAGUUGGUAGAUGGAAAUCAUUCUAGUUAUCAGGAGGCUACACAAAAACAGGUGUGGCGAGAUGUGAUGGUUGAGGAGUAUACCUCAAUAAUGCAAAACCAUGUGUGGGAGGUUAUUCCUAGACCAAUAGAUAGGGUGGUGGUUGGAUCACGUUGGAUCUAUAAGAUCAAGCAUGGUGGAGAUGGUAUCAUCAAGAAAUACAAGACAAGGUUUAUGGCUAAGGGGUUCUUUAAAAAGGUGGGAAUAGACAAUGAGGAGACAUUCACUCCAAUGGCCAGGUAUACUUUUAUACGAGCUAUGAUCUCACUUGCAGCAUAG
Molecule: messenger RNA, 474 nt
Organism: Cryptomeria japonica (Japanese cedar)
Lineage: Eukaryota; Viridiplantae; Streptophyta; Pinopsida; Cupressales; Cupressaceae
Exons: 1
Coding region: 1-474 (157 amino acids)
Source: RefSeq, a predicted model, not a curated record